This is a messenger RNA of Eremothecium cymbalariae DBVPG#7215, 2091 nucleotides long. RefSeq names its product putative ubiquitin-specific protease UBP16 (gene UBP16). The record is from RefSeq and is a predicted model, not a curated record. Gene Ontology annotation, biological process: protein deubiquitination. Bases 1 to 2091 code for a protein of 696 amino acids. Gene Ontology annotation, cellular component: nucleus; cytosol. Gene Ontology annotation, molecular function: cysteine-type deubiquitinase activity; cysteine-type endopeptidase activity. Lineage: Eukaryota; Fungi; Ascomycota; Saccharomycetes; Saccharomycetales; Saccharomycetaceae. The transcript has a single exon.
AUGGCGACUAUUGUUUUGCCAUCAUUUAUGUCCCUUAUAGUAUACUUUAUAAGUGCUUAUCGUUCGGCCAAUAGCAAGUUUGGAAUUGUUCAAAGGUUGCUUAGCAGUCGCUAUAACAACACACAGCUUCUUAUAUUGGGUGGCGUAACUGUUAUUUCAUAUUAUAUACUGGGUCCUUCAAUAUCAGGCUGGCUGUCCCCAGGUAGCGCAGAUAUGUUCAAGAGUUCCCCAAGGGAGGACAGAUAUACCACCGGACUAACGAACAGUCGGAACGACUGUUUUGCAAAUUCGUCGAUACAAGCCCUUGCAUCGUUGCCUGCGUUGGCAGAAUACUUGAACGGCGUUACGGAAGUCGUAAGGAGCACACGUCAGGCUCUGGGCUUAUUGGUUCCCAGGGACGAUGCAGCGGAUUUCAGCGAUCACGGUGGAAUGCCCUCGAAAAAGUCGGCGUCGCCGUUUACAGAUCCAGCAGCGGUGUCAGCAAACUGUGCAGCUGCAAAUGGCAAGGAGCCCGAAGGGAACCAUGUGACUCCGGACUUGCUGUUACCGGAUCUUCGCAUGCACGAAGCCCUUAGCAUUAUGAUCCACAAUCUGCAACAGCCUGUGAAGAAUUACACACAAACCUCGCUGCAGCCAUUGUUGCAUACUUUGGAACAGAUUCACAAUGCCAAGAUUUCUUCAGGACAAAACGAUGCACACGAGUUUUCGCAGAUCCUCUUUGAGACGCUGGAAAAAGAGCGUCUGGCACUGAAGACAUUUCUUGAGAAGCAGCAGCUUUCAGAUAUACGUAUUCCAGAAUUCCCUUUUCAAGGUUCUCUGGCUACUAAUCUCAUCUGUUUGAGGUGCAACAAUUCCUCUAAGGUAAAUGUACACCGUUUUACAAUGCAUUCGUUGCCUGUGCCCCAGAUGUCUAGUGCAAGCUUAAAAGAUAUGAUGUUCGACAACCAAACAGAGACAAUUGAGGGUUAUUCGUGCAUUUCGUGUAGGUUGAGAGCCAUUCUCAACAACGAAAGACAGCGCGAUUAUCAUAAUGUCUCACAGGAAGAGCGAGCAAAAUUGGAUGAUCUCGCUAAGCUUCUGCCACGCAUUUGCAUCAACGACGACCUACCGGAACCCCUUGAACUUUACGUUAAAUCAUACCAUAAAGAUGGCUGCCAUAUUCCGAGCCUCAAAUCCAGAAUACUAAAACGUACCGUUGUAGUUAGUUCUCCAAAAGUCCUUCUACUGCACUUAUCUCGUUCUGUUUUUGACGGUGUCACCUACACCAAAAAUUCCUGCAAUGUACUUUUCCCAGAAGAUCUGAUCCUCAACGAACAAGAAAUUAAAGAAGACAGAUGUAUAGCCGUACAUUGCGUACGCUACAAGCUCCAAGCAAUGAUCAAACACACAGGAACUCAUUUCCAAGGUCACUAUGAGGUGUUCCGCCACAAACCCGACUUCGUAAAAGACCUGAAGUCCCGCGCAGUCUUCAUAUCUUCGCCCACCGUCGCCCUUCCCGUCUGCACAUCCUCCUCGACAUCCAAAAACGCACUACUGAGUUUUGCAGCCAGUUAUAGCACCCCAAUAACCGAGGCCAUCGACGCAGUAACUACAACGAGCCCUGCCGCCGAAACCAUCCCCGACACCACGCAAUGCAACAACAACAACAACCCUCCACAAAAACCGCCCAGAUCCUCAACCCUCAAAAGAAUCGCACACCUGAUGCCCAGCAAACAACAAACCACCCCCUCCAGAACAACAGACUCCAGCAACUCCUCCGAACAAGAAAUCCACCCGAUACCCUCCAGCGAAGUCUCCUCCAACCCCGCCGUAGGACAGCCCCACCGCCCAUCCUCUGCCUCGUCGAACAUGAUAAAUACUCACUCCGCCACUGCUACUACCUCCACCGACGACAUCACCGACUGUCCUGCCAGCAUCACCGCCCCGGCCCUAUCCACCCCCAAUCCAACCACCUAUAGAAAGAUUAAACACGUCUCCACCCACCCCUGGUGGCAUAUCUCCGACACCCAAGUCGCAGAACGUAAGACCUCCGAACUAGUCGCUGAGACAAAGCAUGUCUACAUGCUCUACUACCAGCAACUACCACCCUAA